UUACAAGGUGAGUUCUUCAUCCCCCUCGGGAAACAUCAUCGGGAGCCGUGCUCGUAUAAAGUAGACGCCGCAGACCUGAAUGGCAUAGAAGUCUUGAAAAAUUAUUCUUUUGAGGUGAAGGUCAGGGGCGAGGAAUUCGAUGGAGCCUACACUGACCCAGUUUUCUUCUUUGCUUCGGAAAAAAUCCCCAUACUUGACAGAGCGAUUCCUGGACGGGAAGUUUUGGUUCCAGUGAGAUCGUUUGGCGGUGCCAUGGACAUAAAGUUGUGUGCCUUGUGUGCGGUGAACGAAAGACAGGGACCCGUACAGGAAGUUGGACUCUUGAUCUGUGUUCGGGAUUCGGACGAUGGAGGUUGUAGCUAUCCUGACGCAACUGGCAUUAAGAACCUGAGCGACAUCAACGCUACGACGUGGGCCAGAUCCCGGGCAGUUGGCUUCGCCAUUCCUUUCUGGGCCAGUCCGGACAACUGGCUGGAGAAGCUACUCAAAGAUCCGUCCACGGAUUAUUUGUACACGAUCGGAGCAGACAAAGACUGCGACACAAACACAGUGUCAACGUUCUGUAACGGCCCUCUACCUUUGAACAAAGUGUUCACCAUCAGCUUAUUUACGUGUAAUGGUGCAGGCUGCGAUGAAUACAACACUUACUACACGGACAGGUUCAACACUAAAGAUCAAGAUGAUGUUGGCGAUGAUGACGGCCUAACUGACGGACAUAUCACAGCCAUCGCCGUAGGAGUUAUUGUUCUUUCUGUCGCUGUCGUGGUCGUCAUUAUCUUUAUCGUGAGGAAAAUGAGAGGACGUUCUUUCCCAACUUGAGAGUUCAGCGAAAGGAGGUUCUUUUCUUACCUGAUGUUAAAGGAGCUUCUUUUUCUCACUCGAUAUUAUUGCAAGAGGAGGUUCUUUUUCUUCCUGAUAUUAUAGCUAAAUAAGGUUCUUUUUCCUUCUGAUAUUAUAGCUAAAUAAGGUUCUUUUUCCUUCUGAUAUUAUAGCUAGUGGAGGUUCUUUUUCCUCCUGAUAUUAUAGCUAAAUAAGGUUCUUUUUCCUCCGGAUAUUAUAGCUAAAUAAGGUUUUUUUUCCUGAUAUUAUAGCUAAAUAAGGUUCUUUUUCCACCUGAUAUUAUAGCUAAAUGAGGUUCUUUUUCCACCUGAUAUUAUAGCUAAAUAAGGUUCUUUUUCCUCCUGAUAUUAUAGAUAAAUAAGGUUCUUUUUCCUUCUGAUAUUAUAGCUAAAUAAGGUUCUUUUUCCACCUGAAAUAAUAGCUAGAGAAGGUUCUUUUUGUUGUUGUAUUUGUUGCUUUUAAAUUUUAGAGUUUUAUGGAGAAAAACAGGGCUGUAGAAGAUAAAGAUUGACUGUUUUCUGUGUACAUUGAUAUUCUCUUUUGUUAUUAUUGUUUGAUGUUGUGACUUAUCUGACAGAGUGAAAUAUUGCCCGAUCGUUGACAUAAUACGUACGAAAGAAUGUGAUCAUCUAAUUGUUAAUCUGGACUUUCAAUCUUUCGUCUAAGAAGGUUCAUAUUAUGUGCUCUUUCACUCCACCGUUCAUUUUAUGAUACUUUCAAUUCUUAACAAUGUGUCCAAUUUUUAACAAUAGGCCUAUGUUCAAUUUUUAACGAUAUGUUGCCAAAAAAAA
Molecule: messenger RNA, 1631 nt
Organism: Aplysia californica (California sea hare)
Lineage: Eukaryota; Metazoa; Mollusca; Gastropoda; Aplysiida; Aplysiidae
Source: RefSeq, a predicted model, not a curated record